AUGGCUAGCCUCGCAUCCCCGCCGCGCCAUCUCGCUCUGCGCAACGCGCUGAAUGCCCUAGCGGCGGGGCAGGACAGCAACGCGCCUGCUCCCCUUGCACCCGGCGAGCAGGAGCUCUUCUCGUACUACAGGCCGAGCCUGGCAGCGGGCCAGUACACCAUCAUCGUCUCGCAGGACGUCGAGUCUCCCGCCCAAGCACCCAACCGCUCCCAUGGCUGGAUCGACGGGCAGACGCUCUCCCCCAAGCCUGCCACCUCGCAGUCCUUCCGCGUGAACGCGCCCCAGUUCGCGCUGCCGGAGAACGCGGUGCGCUCCAGGUUCCCGCCGGACGGCUACGGAGCGCCCGUCGAGACGCUGCCGCAUCUUGUCUUCAACGACCCGCACUUGCCGUGGGAGCGUGUCGGCAGCAGCGUGUCGAGCAAGGAUGUCAAGGAGCAUAGGAACAGCGUGCCGUGGCUCGCCCUACUGGUCUUCUCGCAGGAUGAGCUCGUGCUCACCGACAAGGAGCUGGCCGACAUGUUCGGGCAGUCGUCUAGCGUGGAGAAGCCUGUCAAGCAGUCUGCCACGUUCGAGGUGGCAGUCAAGGCCUCGGAACUGCGCCAGGUCCCAGGAACCGUGUUCCCCAUCACCAACAACAACGACCCGGAGACAGAGGACGCGACGGUGAAUGCAAUCUUCCUCAAGCCAGCACUCUUCAACGAACUCGUCAGGACGUACGGCGAAGACGGCAAGCCGGCCGACAAGCAGCAAAAGGCCGAUGUCAGUCGGUACAAAUACCUCGCCCAUGUGCGGAACAUCAACACGGCGGGCAUGCCCGAAGCAGGCAGGCAGGAGACUGGACUCUUCAGCGUCGUGCUGAGCCACCGCACCGGCCCGCUGGGCCUGACGGAGCCGGCGCCUGUCACCGUCCACCUGGUCUCGAUCGAAGACGUCGAGAACCUAGCCGUGUAUCCGGCGCCGGAUGGACAGCGGAUCGCCUUGCCCUCGCUGCAGAGCUGGACGUACAACUGCCUUCCCCCGAACGCGCCAGACCUCAGGUCGCAGAUGCGGCACCUCGGAGACACGCUCGAGAUGCUGCGGGUGCCCAAGCCCAUCCUCGACAAACUAUCGUAUUCAGGCGACGCAUCCAAAGUGAAGAUUGCAGACCGGUUGCGCGAUGGCUACACGUUGACGAGAUACCGGCUGCAGACGGGUGAGGUGUCGUCGGCAAUGCUCCGUGGCGCCCUGACGCCCACGUACGUCCCGCGCCCUCUGUCAGAGCGGUUCAAGUCGCUGUCGCUGGCGGGCAGUGACCUCGAGAUCUUCGAUCCGACUGUUGGCUUGAUGGAUCUCACCUACUCGGCUGCGUGGCAGCUGGGCAAGGCGUUGGCCAUCGCGGACCAGGGGUUCAGCGCAUCCCUGUCUCGCAUCCGCACGCUGGUCCACCAACGCACGAUGAACAACGCGAAAGCAAAGCUGCUUGGCGGGUCUCACUCGGUUGUGGACACGCUCAGAGCCAUCAGCGCGCCCCGGCCCGAUAUCCUCGUGAACAAUCCUAAUCAUAAUAUGCUGGAUCGAUGGAGGAGGCCGGAGCGCCAGCCUCUGGACUUGUCCCUUGGCAAUACAGUGCUGCAACAGGAGUUCAGUCAAGAGGCAGGCUCGGUCGUCAAAUUCUUUGCCGGCAGCUCGGACUCGGAUGGAGACGAGCUGUACAAUGAGCUAAACAAGCCCAACUCGACCGACUGGAUGACGUUGCUUACGUGGGUGCUGGACCGCAUGUACCUCGCCAACAUCCCCGCACACUAUCUUAUUCCCGAUCCAUCCUAUCUCCCGGCUGAGAGCAUGCGCCUGUUCUACAUCGAUGCAAACUGGAUAGACGCCCUGGUCGACGGUGCGCUGAGUAUAGGUCACCAUCUCGAGGAUAAAGACGACACCAUCCGGACAUGGAUCAAGAAGACAAUCAACAGGUACCUAUCAAAAGAGAUCCCCGGCGCCGGCUACCGGCCGCAGAUCCCGACCUACGGCUUCCUGAUGCGCUCCGACGUCGUGUCGCAGUACCCGGAUCUGAAGGUUCAAGCUCCUCUCACGCCCAAGUCGCCGUCGCCCGAAGAAGACCCCUCUGCCAAGCUGCCCGCAACGAUUUUGCGGCACACGAACAUCGCCGAAGGCGUCAAGCUCUGCCUGUUCGACCGGUACCCAGGCACACGCGACUUUGUGGAUUUGCACAGCCUCAGGUUUACCCAGCCGCCGCACCAGCAGUCGUUUGUGGUCGGGCCCCAUCUCGACGGCGCCUCCCUCGAAACGUCAUAUAAGCGCAUCUUUAGUCAGUUUGAUAAAGAUAACGAGUACAAGAAUCUAUGUGACGACGGAAAGUGGUUCAAGAACCUUACUGUAGACCCCAACAAACCGCCACCGCCGCCACCCAUCUUCCGGUGGGGAGGGCCGGACAAUGAAGUCAGGACGUUGAUCCUCGAAACCUACUCCGCAGAUGUCCUCGCGAAGCUCAAGGAUAACAUGCCAGCGGGCAAGUUCACGGACGACACGGCUACGUCGGCGAUGAUCGCGGUGCAGCUGAACAAACCGGUCUACAAGAUGGAUGUCAAGGCCGAUCCGGGUGGGAAGCCCCCGGAGACGAAGCCGGUCAUGAGCUUAAUGAUGCUAGAACCGAGAAGCCAGAAUAUCGCUGCGCAGAGUCUUCUUACGGGAUGGUCGCUGGACGAAGAGGAGGAAGAGGCUGAGAAGACUUUCAUGUUGCCUCCCCUCGAGGAUAGGCUCACACUUCAAUCAACGCCUGUGCAAGCAGCAGCCCCUCACUUCAGGUCCACGCAGGCUGCCUCUAUAGAGGAAAGCGAGCGAGUUAAAGUACUCAUGAUGACAACCCCCCCAGUCAUAUCACAACUACAAACAGCAGCACUUUCAAAGAGCGUCAGCCUCACAUCGAGCAUCCCUCAAGCUCUAGCCAUGACGCCAUUCGACGAGGCAGCCACCAAAACCGGACCAGCAAACAAGCCCAUAUUCAAGUACAGCCUCUACCCAAUCUCCACCCUAGAAGAGUCGGCGCUUGGCAUCCCGACCAACUCGCCAAUCAAGCAGGACCUAGUCUUCUCCAUAGUGCACACGAACCCAAAGCCCGGCCGCUUCCACCUCAGCGAGAUCAAGCUCGUCGUGCCCAAGGGCCCUCCCAGGACCGGCAGCGACGUCAAGCGGCUGAACCUGCUGAGCACGUACGCCGGCCCGGGUCCGACGAUGCUCAGCAACCUCCGGUUCAACGUGAUCGCCGAGCACAGCCCACAGUCGCUCACGCUGCGUGUGGUGCCCCGCAGCACGACUGGAUACGUGCACAUUGACUUUGUCAAGGAAGCGAGCUUUGUGCUCGGCCUCGUCGACGUGAACCCGUAUAGCGGCCGCAGAGAGUCGAGCCUGAUCUGGAGGGAGAAGUACGUAGAGUUUGUCAACGAGUUCACAGGCGAAUUUCCUAUAGUCCUGUAUGAAAAGCAGCCCGAUUAA
Molecule: messenger RNA, 3486 nt
Organism: Lindgomyces ingoldianus
Lineage: Eukaryota; Fungi; Ascomycota; Dothideomycetes; Pleosporales; Lindgomycetaceae
Exons: 2
Coding region: 1-3486 (1161 amino acids)
Source: RefSeq, a predicted model, not a curated record